Molecule: messenger RNA, 2011 nt
Organism: Lotus japonicus
Lineage: Eukaryota; Viridiplantae; Streptophyta; Magnoliopsida; Fabales; Fabaceae
Product: transcription factor MYB53-like
Exons: 3
Coding region: 137-1111 (324 amino acids)
Source: RefSeq, a predicted model, not a curated record
CUUAUAAAUACAUAGCUCUAGUUUUGGAUUGGAUGAGUAUAACUAGGAAGCAUCCGCAUCCCAUUUCCUUAGGAACAUAUCUGAGUUUGAAGUGAUUAAAAAAUAAGAGGGAACUAUAAUAUUGAAUAAACUAGAAAUGGGAAGAUCUCCAUGCUGUGAUGAAAGUGGUUUGAAGAAAGGUCCUUGGACACCAGAAGAAGAUCACAAGCUUGUUAACUACAUUCAAAAACAUGGACAUGCUAGCUGGAGAGCACUUCCAAAACUUGCAGGACUCAACAGGUGUGGCAAAAGCUGCAGGUUAAGGUGGACAAACUACUUGAGGCCUGACAUUAAAAGAGGCAAGUUUUCCCAAGAAGAAGAACAAACAAUUCUUGACCUCCAUGCCAUCCUUGGGAACAAAUGGUCCACGAUUGCAAGCCACUUGCCGGGGAGGACAGAUAAUGAGAUAAAGAAUUUUUGGAACACUCAUCUGAAGAAGAAGUUGAUUCAAAUGGGUUAUGAUCCAAUGACACACCAGCCUCGAACUGAUAUCUUCUCAGGCUUGUCCCAUCUCAUAGCCUUGGCCAAUUUGAAACAACUCUUGAACCAUCAGCUGCCAUGGGAACAAAAUGCUCUGAGAUUACAAGCAGAGGCCAUUCAACACUUACAACAACAACAGCACCUCCUGCAGCCACUAUUAAUAACUGAGGCUGAGCCUAACACAACAAAAAGCAUAAACACUAUUAAUCAUCUUUCAAUUGAUUACUACUUUGAAAACACCAUCUCAUCUUUUGGAAGUGGAAAUCUUCAAUUUAUGAAUGAUUUUUCUAUCCCUUUCUCUCCAAUGCCUGAAUUGAAAACACCGCCUUGUUCUUCCUAUGAACCGUCAUUAAGUGAGGACAUGAUCCAAGCCCCUCAUGAUGAAUGCAAAGCGUUUUGUGAUGAAGAUGGUCCUCCCAAUUCUCAGUGGCUUCCUUCAUGCUCUGCCUCAUCUUCUUCCCAUGUGGUUCCAGUACCUGUGACAGAGAUUUCAUUGACUAAUAAUAAUAUGGCUGAUAAUUGCACUGCUUCUUCUAUUUGGCCUGAGCUCUUGCUAGAGGACCCUAUGUUCAAUGGGAUUGCUUUAGAUUGAAAUUACCUUGUCUAGUCUUACAACAUUUACCCUUACAAAGCAUAUUGUGUUCUUGUUUAUACAAUGUUAGUUGUUAUGAGUUCUUUGUAUUAUUUUGGUGUUCAUUCUUGUAAUUUUCAACUUUCUUAAGGAAAGAUUUUAGAAGAAGGUAAAGGGGUGGAAAGAGAAGUCUUUGUUGUCUCAAGCAGGAAGGGAGGUUGUUGUUAAAGCGGUGACUCAAGCAAUUCCUUUCUAUGUUUUGUCAUUCUUGAUAGACUUUGUGACCAAAUUGAGAGCAUGAUAAGUAAGUUUUUUGGGGAGGGGUUGUUUCUCGAAGGAAUUUGCAUUGAGCUAAGUGGGAAAAGCUUUGUUGUCCCAAUGAGGAUAGGGUCUUGGCUUUCGUGACUUCAAAUUUUUUAACUUAGCUCUUGUGGCUAAGAAGGUGAAUGAUUUUUAGUCUUCUUUACUUGCCCGGGUUUUUAAGGCGGUCUACUUUCUUGGUUGUGACUUGCGUGGUGCUAAAAAAGUUACAUACCAAGUUAUGUUUGGUAUAGUAUUUUGAAGUCUAGUUAGAUCUUUGAAUGAGGGGAUUCGUGGAAGAUUGGUGAUAGUAUGAGAGUUAAUCUUUGGUUUGAUUGCUCAGGAUUGUGACAAAAAGGUCUUGGCGUCUACUUCUUCUUUUCCUGUUCAAGUUUAGUCAUUAGGGUUGGCGAGACCCUUCGCUUUCGCUGGGCCUGGGCUAUGCUCCUUGCGGUGGAUCUUGGAUUCAAAUUUGUUUGCUUUGAGACAUAUUGCUUCCAUCUUUUUCAAUGGUAGAGAUGACCUAUUGUGGACUCUUACUAUUAAGUUCUACUUAUUUAGAAUUGUCAUUUUAUUUCUUAUAGAUCUAUUCAUGUUGAUAUUUUAUUUAUUGAUAGAAAU